This is a messenger RNA of Stegastes partitus (bicolor damselfish), 603 nucleotides long. RefSeq names its product neurensin 1 (gene nrsn1). The transcript has 5 exons. Lineage: Eukaryota; Metazoa; Chordata; Actinopteri; Pomacentridae. Gene Ontology annotation, biological process: nervous system development. Bases 1 to 603 code for a protein of 200 amino acids. The record is from RefSeq and is a predicted model, not a curated record. Gene Ontology annotation, cellular component: transport vesicle; neuron projection; neuronal cell body.
AUGACUUCAUGCUCAGAGAUCUGUGGGUCAGACUACGGUGAGCAAGCUCAAGCCAGUGGAAACUGCCAGCAGUAUGGAGUCCGCUCCUACCUACACCAGUUUUACGAGGAGUGCACGGCUUCUAUCUGGGAACGUGAUGAAGAUUUUCAGAUUCAGAGAUCACCUAGCAGGUGGAGCUCUUUACUCUGGAAGGUCUGUCUCGCAUUCGGCACCCUGAUCUUGUUUGCAGGCCUCAUUGUUGUUUUGGUGGGUUACGCUACUCCAGCCAGGAUCGAAGCCUUUGGUGAAGAUGAUCUCCUUUUCGUUGACAGCCACGCCGUCAGCUUCAACCGUGCGCUGGAUGUUUGUAAGCUGACCGGAGCUGUGCUGUUCUGUGUGGGAGGCACCUCCAUGGCUGUGGGUCUCCUGCUGUCUGCCUUCGCCAAAAGCUACUCCAAAGAAGAAUUGUAUCUGCAGCAGAAGUUUAAGGAGAGGUUGGCAGAUCUGCAUGCAACAGUCGGUUCCCCAAUAAUGAGAGCACCAACCCCCGGAGAGGGAAAGGUGCCAGUCACUCUCUCCAAAGUGCAGAACAUCCAGCCAGUGACCACAAAGUCAGAGACCUGA